AACAGUAUAUAGCCUAUGGAAUAUCAUCUCACAAAAGUUCACUGACCUAAAAUUAUUUGAAAUUAGGAGAGGGUGGUAAGAGGCACUCCCACUGCUGUCCUACUCCCACAUUCAAAGAGUCAAGCCUAGUUAACCAUCCAUGUAUUCUGUCUCAUGUACAGUAGACGCCAGCACCAGUGACUCUAGUUACAAAUCUCCAGCCAGAGGAAGCAACCCACAGCGGCAAAAGUCCCAAAAUCUCCUCUUGCCUUGCUGCUGUCACUCAAAAAGAGAACCAUCCACUGACCCAUCGAGCAGAAACAUCCCUCCUAUGCUCUUGACUGCAGAGCCUCCAGCCAGCAUGGAGAACUCCUCCAAUGUCCAGCCCGGUCUCCCACCAAGAUCCAGAAUGACACCCAGGAAGGAGAAGGAGAGCAGAGCCUCUGUGGCUCCCAGAAGUCACAGAAAAAGGCCAUCGAAGGCAGGCCAGGCCCCCGAGGCAUCAUCAGGGAGGAAAGAGAGGCAACAGAAGGAGAAGCCAGAGACAAAUGAGAUAAAGGUGGAGCAGGAGACAGAAGUGAAGGUGAGAUCCACUGUGGUGGACAUAGAUAGCGUCAGAGACAAUGAGGUCAAGGAGGAGAACCUGGGGCUCCUGGAAGCAGCGGAACAGGACGGUCUGAAGCGCAAGAGCCUGGGAGUGUUUGAGUGGAUGCUGAUGGUCUUCGUCUUGGCUGUGGUUCUCCUCUUGUUCCCGCUUUCCAUCUGGUUCUGUGUCAAAGUAGUGAGGGAGCAUGAGAGAGCUGUGGUCUUCAGAUUGGGUCACCUACUGCGUGGAAGACCGCAAGGACCAGGCCUUCUUUUCUACCUCCCAUUCCUGGAUGUGUGUCACAAGGUUGACAUCCGACUGAAAAUGCUUAAGGUUCCUCUUCACACGGUGGUGACAAAGGACAUGGUGAGGCCGGAGCUGAGUGCGGUGUGUUACUACCAGAUAGAGAACGUGGCUUUGUGCAGCACGGCUCUGUCCAGUCUGACCACAGUGCUGCAGACUCUGGUCCAGGCAGCGGUCAGAGACAUUCUCGCCCAGCACACGUUUAGCCACAUCCUGCUGCACAGGAGGAGGAUCGGACAGCAGAUACAAGCAGCGGUUGACUCUGUUGCUUGCCACUGGGGCAUCAGGGUGGAGAGAGCAGACAUAGACGAGCUCAGUUUUCCCGUGGAGUUACAGCAGAGUCUGGCUGCCGAGGCUGAGGCCAAGAGACAACACCAGGUCAGAGUCAAAGCAACAGAGGCAGAGAGAGAUGCCUGGGAGGGGUUCAGGGCUUCCCUCCGUCUCCUCCAUCCUGCCUUUGUCCUUCCACUCAACCCAGAUCUUCUCAGCGUGACCCCUGACCUCUCAUCUCUACCACCUCCUCCUCCCCCUGCGGUGGAAGGAGAGGGAGGGACAACAGAGGGGGAGCCGGAUACAGACUCACCAAUGAUGUGACAGAUUGUUAU
This is a messenger RNA of Epinephelus fuscoguttatus (brown-marbled grouper), 1473 nucleotides long. RefSeq names its product NPHS2 stomatin family member, podocin (gene nphs2). The record is from RefSeq and is a predicted model, not a curated record. The transcript is spliced from 7 exons. Bases 140 to 1462 code for a protein of 440 amino acids. Lineage: Eukaryota; Metazoa; Chordata; Actinopteri; Perciformes; Serranidae. Gene Ontology annotation, cellular component: plasma membrane.